CCAACCAGUCAAAAAUCUCAGUUUCACUACACCAACCAGUCUCACCUUCCCUUCUUAAUUUUCCUCUCUCGCUCUCUAAAUUCCCACAUCGAAUUUUUCUCCUAUAUAUAUAAUAAAUUUUCUACUACACCAAGUUGUCAAGCAAGGUUCUUGUCAAAACGACAAGACAUUAGUAGUACCCAAUCAAGAUGACAAAAACCCAAUCAAGACAAGACAUUAGUAGUAGUAGUAGCAGCAGCAGCAGUAGUAGUGACAUGGAAGGAAUGAAGCUCAUGCUUCACUUGCUAAUACCACUCUGUGUUCAUUGGAUCGCUGAGGAAAUGACUGUUUCUGUUCUUGUUGAUGUUAUUACUAAUGCUCUAUGUCCAGGAGACUCAACCUGUACAGAAGCUAUAUAUCUUAAUGGUCUUCAACAAACGGUGGUUGGAAUUUUCAAGAUGGUGGUGCUUCCACUGUUAGGUCAGCUUGCAGAUGAGUAUGGGCGUAAACCAAUGCUCCUUCUUACCAUAUCCACAUCUAUAUUCCCUUUUGCUAUACUUGCCUGCAAUCAGUCUACAGGAUUUGUAUAUGCUUACUAUGUUCUUCGUACAAUAUCUUAUAUUCUAAGUCAAGGGAGUAUUUUCUGCAUUGCCGUUGCUUAUGCGGCGGAUGUUGUUGAAGAGAAUAAGAGGGCAGCAGCUUUUAGUUGGAUAACAGGCCUUUGUUCUGCUUCACAUGUCUUGGGAAAUCUUCUGGCACUUUUUGUCCCAGAAAAGUACAUUUUUCCGGUUUCAAUAGCGCUCUUGAUCUUAUCUCCGAUUUAUAUUCAAAUCUUUCUGGUUGAGACAGUUAAGCUGGCUCCAAAGAGGGACCAAGAUUCAGCUUGCUUAGCUAAGACAAUUAAAAUUAUCCAGAAACGAUACAAAUCAAUGAAAGAUGCUGCUACAAUAGUUAUGAGCAGUCCAACUUUAAGGGGCAUUUCUCUGGUUUCUUUCUUCUAUGAGUUGGGAAUGUCUGGCAUCACCUAUGUCUUGAUGUACUAUCUGAAGGCUGCUUUUGGUUUCGAUAAAAAUCAGUUCUCAGAAAUUCUGAUGCUCGUGGGAAUAGGUUCAAUUGUUUCACAGAUGUUGGUGCUUCCACUAAUAAAUCCAUUGGUUGGAGAGAAAGUGAUAUUGUGCAUAGGUUUACUUGCAUCAAUAGCUUAUGCAUUAUUCAAUGGCCUUGCAUGGGCGGCAUGGGUACCAUUCAUGGGUGCCACAUUUAAAGUUGUAGUUGUCCUUGUAAGACCUGCUACUUAUGCAAUUAUUUCAAAAGCAUCAAGCUCAAAAAAUCAGGGAAAAGCACAAGGAUUUGUGGCUGGUGUGGAAUCAAUAGCAAGUUUGUUAUCACCGCUCGUAAUGAGUCCAUUGACUUCAUGGUUCUUAUCUAGCAGUGCACCUUUCAACUGCAAAGGUUUCAGUAUUGUAUGUGCGUCUGUAUGCAUGAUGAUUUCAUUAUGUUAUGCUUGUCUGCUUAAACCUGGGGUAGCUUCAAGCAGUGAUUCAGAGGAUGACAUUGAAGCACCAUUGCUAACUGAGAGUUGAUUGUUUGUCUCAAGUAAUUUAAAAUAUUUUUUCUAUGCUGGCUGAUGUAAAUAUUUGGGGUCCCUUGCAUAGAGCAAUGUAGUUGUAUUAGUGCAAACAAGCUUCCAAUGUGUUUAUCCCUCAGAAAGUUCUCUUAAACUUUAUGCACUGCAGAGGAUAACAUUGAAGCUUCACCUCCAAGUGUUAUAGUUCAUUGUUGUAUUUCCCAAGCAUUUUGUAAUAGCUUUUAUAGGCGGUGAUGUAUAUAUGCAUCCCUUUGGUAGAGUAAGAAUGUAACUAUAUUGGUACCUAUAAAUUUUGACCAUGCAUUUUACCUCAAAACGUUGUUCUCUUC
Molecule: messenger RNA, 1896 nt
Organism: Quercus robur (English oak)
Lineage: Eukaryota; Viridiplantae; Streptophyta; Magnoliopsida; Fagales; Fagaceae
Exons: 14
Coding region: 189-1562 (457 amino acids)
Biological process (GO): transmembrane transport
Cellular component (GO): membrane
Molecular function (GO): transmembrane transporter activity
Source: RefSeq, a predicted model, not a curated record